UCUCGCCUGCGGCAUAUCUGACUGAUGUCAACAAAAACAUUAUCUUGUGUGGGAGAAACGCGUAUGGGCGGAUGGUGAAGGGGAGAGAAUCAGGGAGGGAGGUGGUUUUCGUGGGAGCGGAGAGGGGGGAAAAGGAAAACAACCGAGAGGAAACCAACCGGCAGAGCGCAGGCUGGAGCGUGAGUCGUGAUGGCGACGCUGAUGGGCACGAGAGUGAGAACGACGCGUCGUCGGUUUCUGCUUCGAGGUCGGGGGGAGUCGGCGGAGAAAAAGGCGCAGCUGUUGUCGGUGGCGCUAGAGUUGGGGAGGAUGGGGAGCGGAAAGGCAGCGUCAGUUCCGAAGGGAGGCUGGGUGGGCGGGCAUCCCCGCCGCUGGUGCGGGGGGAUGGGAGCGGAGAGGGAGGUCAUCGUGGUGGAGGAGGGGAUAAGGCAGCCCCGAAGGAGAGGACAUCGAACGAGGAAGUUAUAGGUGCUAUUUUAAAACACCUGCUGCUUCCUGGCACUCCCAGGUGGAGAAAAACAAACGUUACCAGGGUUGUAGUUCACAAGGGUAGACCUGAGAAUGUGCACUGGGGACAGUUUGACACUCCUGGACACCUUCUUCCUGAUAAGGACGUUACGAGCUUCUGGAAUUUCAAAAACUGUGCCGUCGUGGGAAACAGUGGGACCCUGCUGCUAGACAGAUACGGAGAAGCAAUUGAUCGCCACAAUGCGGUUAUCAGAUUCAACAAUGGGCCAACCCAAGGGUAGGGUGAGAAUUAUCAUUCUCAAUUUUUUAUUUUAUUUUUCCGGUUUUCUUUUUCUUUCCCUCGGAGUUCUGGCCUGGUGAAAUGACAGGUACUCUUUUUAUGAAAGGAAAAAAAAAAAAAAAAAAAAAAAAAAAAAAAAAGAAAAAAAGAGAGGUAGUUCGUUUUUUUUUUUGUAAUUAUUUUUUAUUUUUUUGAGAAGAUGUCAAAUUUAUUUAAGAAACAGAGUACCCAUGGAGGCCGGGGACCUCGCAAUUCAACUCGGAUGAGCCUGAGGGGCCAAGCCCCAUUC
Chara braunii is the source of this 1037-nucleotide messenger RNA. The record is from the annotation of a GenBank genome assembly. NCBI's taxonomy places the organism in Eukaryota, Viridiplantae, Streptophyta, Charophyceae, Charales, Characeae.